GACAGACGACGAUUGCAAGAAUUUCGUCAGCUACCACGCGAUCACUUUUACUCAAGUCUCAAUAAAAUAAAUAGCAGAUGUUACGGUACUAAUUACAUCUCACUUGUAUAAAUAAAUGAAAUCAUAUUUUAGCCUUUUAUAUAAACUUAGUGUACGUAGUCAUCGGUUACCUUCAUUUACCACUUCACUUCGCCGGUCGCAUAUUCAACCGCAGUGGGGUUCGAACAAGACUCACAGAAAAGUUAAAAUUCACAAUCCCUUUCGCGAUACUAUCAUGGCUGAUCCCAAAAUUGAAGAGAUCUUAGCUCCACUUCGUGCUAGUGUGAAGGAACAAGGGGAUUUGGUGCGAAAGCUAAAAGAGGAGAAGGCCCCCGAAAUUGAUGUUAAAAAGGCGGUCGCUGAGCUUAAAGCUAGGAAGAAGAUCUUAGAAGAUAAAGAGCUCAGCUUGGCUCCUGCAGAUGAAUUAUUCGACCGCUCAAAAAUGGAAGACCUGAUUAAAAGGAGGUUCUUUUUUGAUCAAUCCUUUGCUAUUUAUGGUGGUAUUACCGGACAGUUUGAUUUCGGCCCUAUGGGGUGUGCGCUCAAGAGCAACAUGAUACAGCUAUGGAGAAAGUAUUUCAUAUUGCAGGAGCAAAUGUUGGAAGUUGACUGUUCCAUACUCACACCUGAACCCGUACUGAAAGCAUCUGGGCAUGUUGAAAGGUUUGCAGAUCUAAUGACUAAAGACAUCAAAACUGGGGAAUGUUUCAGAUUGGAUCACUUAAUUAAAGCUCAUUUAGAAAAAAUUAAAAGUGAAAAGAAUGCAAAAGCUGAGCUUAAAGCUGAAAUUGAGGAUAUACUUGUGAAACUUGAUGGCAUGACUGCUGAUGAAAUGUCAACACUAAUGAAAAGGUUUGAAAUGAAAUCUCCAGUGAGUGGCAAUGAUUUGACUCCACCGAUUGAGUUUAACCUUAUGUUCAACACCCAGAUUGGACCAUCAGGCUUGGUUAAAGGUUUCCUGAGGCCUGAAACUGCCCAGGGUAUUUUUGUUAACUUCAAAAGGCUUUUAGAAUUCAAUCAAGGCAGGCUACCCUUUGCUGCUGCCCAAAUUGGUAAUUCCUUCAGGAACGAAAUAUCUCCCAGGUCGGGCCUUUUGAGGGUGAGAGAAUUUACCAUGUGCGAAAUAGAGCAUUUCUGUGAUACAAAAGACCACCCAAAGUUUGAUUCAAUCAAAGUCACUCCCAUGCUGCUUUAUUCUGCCAACAAUCAAGAACAAGGGAAACCUGCUGAAAUUAUGACUAUUGGGGAUGCUGUAGCACAAGGUAUUGUAAACAAUCAAACUCUGGGGUACUUCAUGGCAAGAAUACACCUUUACCUUCUUGCAGUCGGCAUUGAUUCAAAGAAACUGCGCUUCAGACAGCACAUGGGCAAUGAAAUGGCCCAUUAUGCUUGUGAUUGUUGGGAUGCUGAGUGCCUCUCUAGCUAUGGUUGGAUUGAGUGUGUAGGAUGUGCCGAUAGAUCUGCCUAUGAUCUGACUCAACACUCAAAAGCUACAGGAAUAAGGCUUGCAGCUGAAAAGAAGUUACCUGCUCCCAAGCAAAUAGAAAUUAUUGAGGCAGUUGCCAACAAGGCUGCUAUUGGCAAAGAAUUCAAGAAGGAUGCUAAGGUCAUUAAUGACACCUUGGCUGCCAUGGACAAUGAAGCCCUACAGCAGCUGCAAGACAAACUCGACAGUGAUGGGGAAUUUACUCUUUCCACUUCCAAUGGAGAAUUUAAGUUGAACAAAAAUCUAGUUUCUGUCAAGAGAACUCAGAAAACAGUUCAUGUGGAAGAAAUUAUUCCAAGUGUGAUUGAACCAUCAUUUGGUGUGGGCAGAAUAUUGUACUGUCUUUUGGAACACAAUUUCAAAAUGAGAGAAGGAGAUGAGCAAAGGACUUACUUCUCUCUGCCUGCUACUGUAGCUCCAAUGAAGUGUGCCGUUUUACCUCUGAGUGGUAAUGCAGAAUUCCAACCAUUUGUAAGAGAGCUCUCUCAAGAGUUAACAUCGGUUGAUGUUUCACACAAAGUAGACGACUCCUCUGGCUCCAUUGGCAGAAGAUAUGCGAGAACUGAUGAGUUAGGUGUCCCAUAUGCCAUAACAGUUGAUUUUGACACCACGAAAGAACCACAUACAGUAACGCUGAGGGAAAGAGAUGGCAUGAGCCAGGUCAGAUUGCCACUAGCCGAUGUCCCUGGAGUUGUGAGGGACUUGUCAAAUAGUAAAAUACUGUGGGCUGAUGUACAAAACAAAUACCCGAAAUUUGAGCAGCAGGAGACAACAAAAGGUCCUGCAGCAUAAUUAGGCAUUUCCUGAACAGCAUUUUGAUUUGAUGUAUCAACUUUAUUAGUUAAGCAACAAAACAUGCUUGUUUUAUAAUUUUAUUAAGAAAUAAUCUCUAUUUAUUGUUGCUUUAAGCUCUUGAAAAUUAAACUUUAAACACAAUUGUA
Molecule: messenger RNA, 2466 nt
Organism: Aricia agestis (brown argus)
Lineage: Eukaryota; Metazoa; Arthropoda; Insecta; Lepidoptera; Lycaenidae
Gene: GlyRS
Product: glycine--tRNA ligase
Exons: 1
Coding region: 116-2317 (733 amino acids)
Biological process (GO): mitochondrial glycyl-tRNA aminoacylation
Cellular component (GO): mitochondrion; cytoplasm
Molecular function (GO): glycine-tRNA ligase activity; ATP binding
Source: RefSeq, a predicted model, not a curated record